Molecule: messenger RNA, 1104 nt
Organism: Brassica napus (rape)
Lineage: Eukaryota; Viridiplantae; Streptophyta; Magnoliopsida; Brassicales; Brassicaceae
Exons: 2
Coding region: 393-851 (152 amino acids)
Source: RefSeq, a predicted model, not a curated record
UCUAAACAUUUAUUGGUAAAGCUAUAAAUCUUUUGGUGAAAUAUGAGAUAUAUGUAAAUGUAAUAGAAACAGAGUGGAUAUGAGUUGUUUCUCAACUUUGAUUUCUAUCUUUCAAAUGUAACAACUGGAUAACAUCAAUGCACAACCUCCUGUCAUUCAUGUUGUGUAUUGUGGGGACUUAGCCAGAUACAUUGUUCAAAAUCUCCAUCUUUUUUUUCCUUCUCUGGCCUCACUCUCCCACCCACAUGCUCUCCUCUCUCUUCCUCUCUCUAAGGGCCAAAUUUUCCUAGCCUAUAUAAUUUGACUCUUUCAACAUUCUCUCAAACUCAACCUUCAAGCAAAGAAAAACACAAGACUUGUUAUUACAGAACAACAAAGUAAGAUAUUCGGCUAUGGAGUUAGAGCUUGAUGAUGAUGUAUUCUUUGCAGACAUAAGUAAACAGAUCUCUCUUCUCAUCAUGGAUGAUGAUGAACAGCUAAAACAUGUUUCCCUCUCUUCCUCCUCCCCCUCUCUCUCAUUCCAGGGUAUCUUUAGAGUAGGCUACCAAACGGCUCCGUAUAUGUAUCAUCAGGAGCAGAGCAAAGGGACUGGUGUGUUCAUCCCUAAAUGUUCUCAGUCCAGAAGAAGACCUCGUCAUCCCAAACAAGGUAGGUUUAGUUCCUUCAACGCCAAGCAACAUCACUCUUUUCAUCAAAACAGACAACAUUAUCAGCAGAAUCAUGACUACUUAAAGAGAAGUAACCUCACUACUCACACCAACAAUAACAACAAGAGCAGCAUGAUCACUGGUAAUGUUCAUGCUUCUAUCCCAAGAAGAACCUACAGAGAUGCAGCAUUUAUCUACACUUGAUUAAAUUUUAACAAAUAUUCUGCAAGAUUCAUGGUUUUUGUGUGAUUAAUUCAUAUAAUUAUAUAUAAGUUUUAUAGAUUCAUGAUAUUUAUUUGUCUGUAAAUCAGCAAAGAAUAAGGAUUCUUCUAUAAGGAAGGUCUUGGAGAUUUGUUCCAAGUUUUGUUCUUGAUUUAAUGUAACUCUCUCUCUUGGUCACUGGCUUUUCCAUUUGUAAAGUAUUUUUUAAGGAUUAAAUUAAAAUCAGUUUGUGAAA